UACCGCGUUCGACUCGAUAACGACCAGCGUAAAUAACAGUUUGUCUCUAGAGAGUAUGAUAUAAAGUUACUGUUACAUAUAUUUAAAUAUUACGUGUAUAUGUACGGUGUAAACGUGCACGAAUUUCAAUCAGUUCGUAACACAUAAUAUUCACACAGUGAUCUCGAUUAUUUUUGCUCGUACAAUUUCAUUCUACAUUUGACACGAACGAUAUUUUACUAUAAUUUUGUGGAUACUGUUCUCUGCAAAGCAUCGAAAGAUUGCAAUGUAAGUUUGCAAUGUUAUUGAAACGUUUUGUACUGUAUGGGAAUACAAAGCAAUAAUUAUAUUUGCAAAACUAAGUACGGAGAUAUUCACAUGGCAUUAUCAUAUGUUACUUAUUCAGUGAUAGAGGACAAAGGUGGUCCCGACAAAACAACUUCUUCUGUUAGUAUGUAAAAAACAAGAAACGUUUUUUUUGCUGCAUUAAUUUCGUUCUGCCGGCCAUCUUGUAAGUAGAAAAGUAUAUAAAAGCUAUCUGCGUGCAAGUGGAGUGGACAUUGGCAGUAAGUGGAGAGCCGUGUUCGAUUCGAUGACGACCAGCGUAGAUAAAAGUUUAUUUCUACAGAGUAUGAUAUAAAUUUGUUUUUUUGUUUUCUGUCAUACAUACUUAAAUAUUACGUGUACAUGUACGGUGUAAACGUGCACGAAUUUCAAUCAGCACGUAACACGUAAUAUUCACACAGUGAUCUCGAUUAUUUUUGCUCGUACAAUUUCAUUCUCACAUUUGACACAAACGAUAUUUUAAUAUAAUUUUGGGGAUACUGUUCUCUGCAAAGUUUGUGCACUAUGGCAUCGAAAUCUGUAUUACGUGAAAUAAAAACCAAUGAGACUGUGAUCGAUUCCGCACCAAAAAAAGAAUUGCCAAAACCUUACGAAUGGAAUAUUAUAUGGGAAAGCGUUUUUGUUUUUCUGUACAUUCAUGCGAUUUCUUUUUAUGGAUUGCUACAUAUUUUAAGGAUGAGCAAGUGGACGAUUAUGUGGUACUUCGUCAUUUAUGUACUUUCCAUAAUCGGUACUACCGCUGGCUCUCAUAGACUAUGGGCUCAUCGUGCUUACAAAGCAAAAUGGCCACUACGAGUGAUUCUGAUGAUUUUUCAAACUCUUGCUUAUGGACAUCACAUUGUUCAGUGGUCCCAAGAGCACAGACUGCACCACAAAUUUACCGACACCGACGCGGAUCCGUACAACGCACGCAGAGGGUUCUUUUUUUCACACAUGGGUUGGCUUGUAAUAACUAAGCAUCCGGAAGUCACGAGAAAAAUGACUCUUCUCGAUUUCAGCGAUCUCAAACGCGAUUUUGUUGUGGCUUUUCAGGAAAAAUAUUAUUUUUAUUUAAUGACGGUGUUUUUUAUCGUGCCGGUAAUGGUGCCCUGGUUGAUGUGGAACGAAUCUCUAUGGUAUUCAUUUGUCGGAAAUGUCACCAGAUAUUGCAUCACUCUCCAUGGUACUUGGUUGGUGAACUCGGUGGCUCACAUGUGGGGAAUGAAACCAUAUGACAAAUCUAUCACUCCUGUUGAAAACGCGAUUAUCGCUUUUGUGACUACCGGCGAAGGUUGGCACAAUUAUCACCACGUCUUUCCUUGGGAUUAUAAAGCAUCGGAGCUUGGAAAUUACUCGAUGAAUAUUACUACAGCUUUUAUUGACUUCUUCGCCCUUAUAGGGUGGGCUUAUGACCUGAAAAUCGCAUCUCCCGACAUGGUGAAAAACCGUAUUCUUCGAAAUAACAAAGACACUAAUGAUACCAAAAACAGCAACUGUUUCGAAUAAGACAUUAAAUAUAUUAAAUAUAUGAGUUCGAAAGAAUCUAUCUUGGUAUAUGUACAUGGGUAUGCAAAAAAAUAUGUAUAAUUAAAAUAAUAAAUCUAAAAUUUUAUGGUAUGGGAUAAAAAAAUCUUACAUAAUUUGUAAAUGAUUUCUGAAUUCUUGUUUACUCUAAAAUAACAUUGAAAAAUAUGAUGUUCCCAUAGCAAAAGCAAACUAUUUCUAGAUGUGAAGUGUGUAAUAAAUCAGUGAAGAAUUUACGUUUUUAAAUACUAGGGACAUAGUAAAACACUGUAAUAAAAACAGUUCUUUGUUUUUCAAUACGCAAAUACCUACGCAUUGUUUCUGAAACUUAUUCCAAGUUGAAUCUCGUAUAGAUGAGUGCGAUAUGAUACUUGUAAAAUGUGAACCUAGUUUAUUUGAUGUAUCGAAGGAGAGUAACAAGUUUAAGUACUGAUGUAUCACGGUGAUUCAAAAACUACGUGCCACUUUCUUCGUGCAAAUUCAUUACUUCUGUCGAAAUCGUGACUGUCGCUGUUCUGACUUGCGGCAAAGCCUGCCACAAAUUAUCAUCGUGUCUUUUCGUAGGACUAUAUGGCGACGAAGCUUUGACAUUAUGCAAUAAAUAGUAUUACAGCUUUUUAUCAACUUCUCCACAUUUUAGGAUGAACUUUUUAGAACAUAAAAACUUUCAACAUUGUGAAAAAACGCGACUUUGUUGUGCGUGAACUUGGCGCGAGGCACUACCGUGUUUCUUGAUAUUCACGUUAUGAAGAACUUAAUUUGGUUCUCUCACGCGAUUCAGAGGAAGGCCGUUAUACGCGAAGGACGCUUCCCACGUUAUAUCGCGGCAGAUGUGCGAUACCGUUUGUUUAUUUUGUACAGACGUUUGCAAUCGUAAAUAUAUAUAUACGGUAAAAAUAUUGCCAACAUGUACGGAUCAGUUAUGAUCCCAUCAGCAGACGAUUGUUUUGUAAUUUGCACUAAAUUUUCUGACUAUUUUCUCGCUAUUCCGUUAGGUGAGAAAUUUUUACAAUACCGUUUUUUACGUACGGUAAAUGCUACGGUUUCAUAUGUGAUACUACUAAACAAAAAUAAAUGACAAUUUCCAUUCCA
Pseudomyrmex gracilis is the source of this 2919-nucleotide messenger RNA. RefSeq names its product acyl-CoA Delta(11) desaturase-like. Gene Ontology annotation, molecular function: stearoyl-CoA 9-desaturase activity; iron ion binding. Gene Ontology annotation, cellular component: endoplasmic reticulum membrane. Bases 829 to 1809 code for a protein of 326 amino acids. The transcript has 8 exons. Gene Ontology annotation, biological process: unsaturated fatty acid biosynthetic process. The record is from RefSeq and is a predicted model, not a curated record. Lineage: Eukaryota; Metazoa; Arthropoda; Insecta; Hymenoptera; Formicidae.